Messenger RNA from Caenorhabditis angaria, 1016 nucleotides. The record is from the annotation of a GenBank genome assembly. Lineage: Eukaryota; Metazoa; Nematoda; Chromadorea; Rhabditida; Rhabditidae.
AUGGCGUUGGAUAUAAUUUGUGAGACUUCGAUGGGAACAACUGUUGAUGCCCAACAUAAUCAUGAUCAUACUUAUGUUCGAAGUGUAACUCGACUCAAUGAAGUUGUAUUUGCUUGGCAAAGAAUGCCGUGGUUAAAAAUAAAACCAAUUUGGUAUUUGACUGGUUAUGGUGGAGAAUAUGAUCAUCAUUUAAAAGUUGUCACUGAUUUUACUAAAAGUGUGAUUCGCGAAAAAUGGGACGAAUUCCAAAAAUUCCAAGUUGAUCAGCGAGAAACCAAGGAUAAAAGAAGUAUGGCAUUUUUGGAUCUUCUUUUGGAACUUCGACAAGAAGGAUUAUUGGAUGAGGAAGAUAUUCGAGAAGAAGUUGAUACUUUUAUGUUUGAAGGACAUGAUACAACAUCAGCAUCAAUGGGUUGGACACUUUGGUCAUUAGCACAUUAUCCAGAAGUUCAAGAAAAAGUUAUCGAAGAAAUCGAUAGCAUUUUCCAAGGUUCAGAUAGAGAUUGCACAAAUGAUGAUUUAAAACAAAUGAAAUAUCUCGAAAAAUGUCUCAAAGAAUCAUUGCGACUAUUUCCAUCUGUCCCAUUUUUUGCAAGAAAUGUUGAAAAAGAUACAGUAAUCAGUAAGUUUUCGAACAAAAUUAAUUUCCGAAUUAUGAAACUUCAGAUGGUGAUUUAUUCCCGAAAGGAGUUCGAAUUGUUGUUGUUCCUUUGAUUUUGCAUCGAAAUCCUAAUUGGUGGGAAAAUCCAAAUGAAUUCAACCCGGAAAAUUUUUCGGAAGAUAAAAUGGGAAAUCGACACGCUUACGCAGAUGUUCCUUUUAGUGCUGGACCUCGGAAUUGUAUUGGACAGAAAUUUGCGAUGAUGGAGGAAAAGACUGUGAUCUCUUGGUUUUUCCGGAAAUAUCGAUUGCGAUCUAAUAUUCCAUUUGAAGCGAAUCAUGCGCAACCUGAAAUUAUUUUGAAACCAUCGAUUGGUUUUCCAUUGAUUGUUGAACAUCGACAACCAUAUGCUUGA